AUGACUGACAAAAAAAAGUAUUUAGCUGAUUAUUCGUUUGAAUAUUCUGUUGAUGAUGACAAACGUUUAACUGGUUUGUUCUGGGCUGAUGGUUUAUGCAAGCUUAACUAUAUGGAAUUUGGGGAUGUGAUAUCCUUCGAUGCAACUUUCAAGACAAACAGGUACAAGAUGGUGUUUGUUCUGUUCACUGGCAUUGACAACCACUGUCGAAAUGUAACACUAGGAGCUGGGUUGUUGGCAUCGGAGAGCAUUGAAUCAUAUAAAUGGCUUCUGAAUUCAUUCUUAAAGUCAUUUGGUCAGCAGCCAAAGGUUGUAGUGACGGAUCAAGACCCUGCUAUGAAACAGGCUAUUGAGGAGGUUGGACACGAGUUGUGCAAUAACGAUGAGUUUAAAAGGAGGAUGUGCGACAUUGUAUGGACUGAUUCGAUUGAGCCCGAAGAAUUCGAGAGACAGUGGAAAUUGGUGAUGAUUGAGUUCGGUCUCAUAGAAAACAAAUUCUUUGAAGAUAUGUUUGUGAUGAGAUCCAUUUGGAUUCCGGCUUUUUACCGACACGAGCCAAUGUCGGGACUUAUGAGAACAACUUCAAGAUCAGAGAGUGAGAACCAUUUUUUCUGCCAGGUGGCUAAUUCACAACUCACUCUCAUAGAGUUUAUGAAUCAUUUCAAUGGUGCAAUGGAUCAAAUAGAGAUUUAUGGUACAAUUUCUGAAUGUCUGCCGAUGGACACCAGAAUAGAGGGUCCACAGAUCAGGAUAAUGUUGAAGGACUUUAAAGCCCAUGGAGAUGGUUUAUUGGAGGUGUGGUUCAAGAAUCUGGAAGAUGAUGUAACUGCACAGUGUAGCUGUUUGCGUUUUGAGCAGUAG
Molecule: messenger RNA, 861 nt
Organism: Helianthus annuus (common sunflower)
Lineage: Eukaryota; Viridiplantae; Streptophyta; Magnoliopsida; Asterales; Asteraceae
Product: protein FAR1-RELATED SEQUENCE 8-like
Exons: 5
Coding region: 1-861 (286 amino acids)
Biological process (GO): regulation of DNA-templated transcription
Source: RefSeq, a predicted model, not a curated record